Lucilia cuprina (Australian sheep blowfly) is the source of this 437-nucleotide messenger RNA. RefSeq names its product ubiquitin-like protein 5 (gene ubl). The transcript has 3 exons. Gene Ontology annotation, cellular component: nucleus; cytoplasm. Bases 118 to 339 code for a protein of 73 amino acids. The record is from RefSeq and is a predicted model, not a curated record. Lineage: Eukaryota; Metazoa; Arthropoda; Insecta; Diptera; Calliphoridae. Gene Ontology annotation, biological process: mRNA splicing, via spliceosome; protein modification process. Gene Ontology annotation, molecular function: protein binding; protein tag activity.
GGAAUCUAUAUAUUCAAUUCACAGCUGACUGUCAUUAUUUGUUUGUGUCUCAAAACGUUUAACAUUUUAAGAAAAUUUCCAGAAAUUUUGUAAUUUUAUUAAUAAUAUACCGCAAAAAUGAUAGAAAUUACUUGUAACGAUCGUUUGGGUAAAAAGGUACGCGUGAAAUGUAACCCGGAUGAUACCAUUGGUGAUCUUAAGAAAUUGAUUGCUGCCCAAACGGGAACAAAAUAUGAUAAAAUAGUUUUAAAGAAAUGGUAUACCAUCUAUAAGGAUAAUAUUAAGCUAUCGGACUAUGAAAUUCACGACGGCAUGAAUUUGGAAUUAUACUAUCAAUAAGUGUACAUUAAGUUCAAAUUAAUUUAAAACUUUUUUACUACUUUUAAUAGACCUGAAAUUUAAAAUAAUAAAAGAAACUCGUAUUUAAUUUAAACCAA